GUUUCAGUUGUUCUGAACGCUGACAAUGGCCCAAAGACAUCUGAUGUUGUGGAUCUUCACUCUGUGUGUUUCACUGGAUCCCUCAGUUGGUCACAUUCACGAACUACAUGGCAAGGUUUAUGAGAUUGUACGACCAAUCAGAUUACAUGAUCUGCAAAAAAGAGACUUACAGUCAAGACCGGAUAGAGUGAAAUAUGCUAUGACACUGGGUGGUAGAGACAUUGAAAUGCAUCUCCAGAAAAACAUUGGCAUGCUGACUAAAGACUACAGCGAGACCUACUACACUGACGAUGGCAUGCUUGUCACAACUACACCGGCAGAUUUGGAUUUAUGCUACUAUCAUGGGAAAAUAUUAAAUGACAGUGCCUCUUUGGUUAGCAUGAGCACCUGUGAUGGACUGCGAGGCUAUUUCCAAACAGCAGAGCAGAGGUUUCUGAUUGAGCCGUUGUCUGAGGAUAGCGAUGGCGACCAUGCCGUCUUCAAGUAUGAAGAUGUAAAUGAAGCCACGCCAAGGGUGUGUGGAGUCACCAACACUACUUGGGAUGAGAGUGGCGAUGGAGUUCCUCCCCGAAUCCUCAAAACACGCUCUCGUUCCUCAGGGCCAACUUUAUUCCAGAGACAAAAAUACAAUGAGUUCUUCCUUGUUGCAGACAACAGAGAGUACAAGAAACUGAACAGCGAUUUGGAGAAGCUGAGAAAGAGGAUAUUUGAGAUCAUCAACUUUAUCAAUAAUGUUUAUAAAGAAAUCAACACUUUUGUUGCUCUGACUGGAUUUGAAGUGUGGACAGAUAAUGAUAAGAUAACAGUGUCUGCGGCUUCCGGAGCAACUUUGGACAGCUUUACCAAGUGGAGAAACAGUGACCUCAUAAAACGGCAGCGGCACGACAAUGCCCAUCUCCUUACGUAAGCUCCAUUGACUACAUGGGGAAAUGAAAUACUCUUAAUCUGAUUAGCACCUGUUCAAAGCCAUGCCAUUGUAUUCUAAAUGCUUAAAGGGAUAGUUCACCCAAAAAUAAAAAUGUCCUAUGGAUUUACUCAUACGCAAGUGGUUCUAAAAAACGUAGGCAUUUCUUUCUAAAGAAUGUUGGAAAAAAGCAUAUACUGCGAUGCAAAGUAAGAACAAAAAAUAAUUUGGAAGUCAGUGGCUGCUGCCUUCCAACAUUCUCCAAAUAUCUUCCAACUGAAUAAAAAAACACAAACAGGUUUGGAACAGGUGGAGGGUAUGGAAACAAUGACAGAACUUUCCUGUUUUCUGUAAACUUUCCCUUUAAGAAGCUGAACCAGAAAGAAGCUAGGCAAUAUAUUCAAGUCAUUAACUAACGCAAUGUAUUUUAGCUGCACUGGUUGAAAAUUAAACUUUGAUUUUUGUCCUUUUGCCAGAGCAAUUGACCUUGAUGGAGCAACUGUAGGUCUGGCUUACAUUGGAACCCUGUGCGGAGGACUUUCAACUGGGAUUGUUCAGGUACAAAU
Molecule: messenger RNA, 1470 nt
Organism: Danio rerio (zebrafish)
Lineage: Eukaryota; Metazoa; Chordata; Actinopteri; Cypriniformes; Danionidae
Gene: adam28
Product: ADAM metallopeptidase domain 28
Biological process (GO): proteolysis
Molecular function (GO): metallopeptidase activity; metalloendopeptidase activity
Source: RefSeq, marked provisional